This is a messenger RNA of Megalops cyprinoides (Indo-Pacific tarpon), 1659 nucleotides long. RefSeq names its product prenylcysteine oxidase 1 (gene pcyox1). The record is from RefSeq and is a predicted model, not a curated record. Gene Ontology annotation, molecular function: prenylcysteine oxidase activity. NCBI's taxonomy places the organism in Eukaryota, Metazoa, Chordata, Actinopteri, Elopiformes, Megalopidae. The transcript is spliced from 7 exons. The coding region runs from base 62 to 1591 and encodes 509 amino acids. Gene Ontology annotation, biological process: prenylated protein catabolic process; prenylcysteine catabolic process.
AGUCACCAACGAGUUUUUUUCUGAAGACGAUGCCCAUUUUUUAAAUGCACGGUAACUCAGGAUGAUGGUGAAAACUCUGCCAGCCAGAACACUCCUGUUCUUGGGGUUGUGCCUGGCUGGACGCCGCGGUUUCGCCUCUGCCCCGGAAGUGAAGCAACCUCCCAAGAGGAUAGCGGUGAUUGGGGCAGGCAUUGGGGGUACAGCAACCGCCUACUUUCUGCGUCAGGAGUUUGGGACAGGGGUGAAGAUUGACAUCUUUGAGUCUGGGACAGUUGGGGGCCGACUGGCUACUGAGGAGAUUGGAGGGGCUGAGUAUGAGACGGGGGGUGCUGUCAUUCACCCUCUCAACCUUCACAUGAAGCACUUUGUGGACAGACUGGGCCUGUCCCAGCGUACUGAUGUCCCUGGCAAAAUGGCCAUCUUUGAUGGUGAGCAGUUGAGUUUCCAAGAAAGUGAUUGGUUCAUCAUCAACUUCCUGCGCAUGCUGUGGCGAUACGGCUUCAACUUCCUGCGCAUGCAGAUGUGGGUGGAGGGUGUCCUGGACAAGUUCAUGAGGAUCUACCAGUACCAGCAGUUUGGCUACUCCUUUUCCAGUGUUGAAAGGCUCUUGCAUGCUAUGGGCGGGGACAGCUUCCUUCAUCUGGCCAAUCAGACACUAGAGGAGGCCAUGCUGGGAGCAGGUUUCUCACAGAGCUUCCUGAAUGGCAUUGUAGCACCUGCCACCCGCGUCAACUAUGGUCAGAGUGUCCGCAUCAAUGGCUUCGUAGGGGCGGUGUCCCUGGCAGGGACAGAUCCAGGGCUGUGGGCUGUGGAUGGGGGCAAUAAGAAGGUGUGCUCAGGGCUGCUGUACCACAGUAAGGCAGAGCUCAUUCCAGCACGGGUGACGGCCAUCUCCACCAAACAACGACCCAUCAAGACUGGAGGCAUGGCCAGCCUGUAUGAGGUGAGCUAUAUUGAGAAAUCUGGGUCUGCCCAUGCCCUUUAUGACAUUGUCAUAGUGGCCACCCCACUCCACCAGGGCCUCUCCCAGAUAGCCUUCCAUGGCUUCUCCCCCUCCAUCCCAUCGCACUUCCCUGGACGCUACCACCAAACCAUUGCCACCCUGGUCCACGGCCUCCUCAACACCUCCUUCCUGGGGGUUGCUGAUCCGCCAUCCGAGUUUUUUGUGUCUGACAUCCUCACCAUGGAACACAAGGGCUCCAUCUUCAACAGCCUCAGCUCCAUCGACCCGGUCCAUGUCCCACCUGGCUACUCUCGUCCUGCAGCCAGCGUCCGGAAGGUGUGGAAGGUGUUCUCACCCCAGCCGCUGACUGACACCCAGCUCUCCCAGAUGUUCUUGUCCUGGGAGAAGGUUUCGGAGAAGCGAUGGCUGGCGUAUCCCUCUUACAGCCAACCAAACAGGAGGACACCCCCUUUUGUGCUGCAUGAGCGGUUGUACUACUUGGGUGCGGUUGAGUGGGCGGCCAGUGCCAUGGAGAUGAGUGCCAUCUCCGCCAGGAAUCUAGCACUGCUGGCACAUCACCGCUGGCAUGGGAUGAAAGGUAAAAUUGAUCAGGAAGACCUACAUACCAGACUGAGGAGUGAGCUAUAGGGAGGGAAGCAGGACUGUGAGAUUGAAGGCCGCAGCAGAAGGAAAAAUUAGAGUAGAGGGAGGGGUAG